Messenger RNA from Maniola jurtina (meadow brown), 6834 nucleotides. RefSeq lists its product as uncharacterized. The coding region runs from base 256 to 6759 and encodes 2167 amino acids. The record is from RefSeq and is a predicted model, not a curated record. NCBI's taxonomy places the organism in Eukaryota, Metazoa, Arthropoda, Insecta, Lepidoptera, Nymphalidae. The transcript is spliced from 37 exons. Gene Ontology annotation, molecular function: protein binding.
GCGCUGCGGACGCUGUGCUGUACCGUCCUGAACCUUUUUUUGACGUGACGGGAACACUCCGUGUGUCAUGUGUACCCUUUGACAGAUUACCUACUGUACCUUUAACUACGGUACAAAGUGGUGUUACUUCAUGGUGGAAGUGCAUGUGUGUGUGUGUGAAUGCAUUAGCAGCCGUGCAAUGCCGCGGGGUGGUGGGGGACAACUGUGACUGGGAAACGCUGCAGGGGAGGGGCGCCGCUUUUCACGCUUGAUAUCAUGCCUUUCGAAUUGAGAUCAGGUGCCAGCGCGGGUAACUCGGGCGUAUCGGUUUCAACACAGGCGGACAUAGCACACUCGGCGAAAGGCUACGAAUCAGAGGAUGAAAACGCGGGCAGAAAGCGGCAGAGGGCCAGCGACGACCGGCCAACCAGCAAGACCACGAUGUACUCCAAACAGGAGUUCCGAGAGCAAUACUGUAUCAACAACAAGCAACUGGACCUGCUGGAACUGGAGAAGUCAAAGAAGGACAAGUUCCUCGGAUGCCUGUCACAAUACCACAUCGAGAGUCCAUGCUCGAGAAGCAACAGAGCAUCAUUUCUAUCCGUGUGUGUCCGUCGUCGGGUGCCCUCAGAUGAGAAUCUCAACACCGACUAUGCGCCCAUACAGCGGUACCCCAGGUUUGGUCAACCCAGCCCAGCUCCGCCCGAGGUGUGCGCAUAUGAUGCCGACCUGGAGUGCUCAUACUUUCGCAGAAGGCCCCGCUCGGUGUGCAGCCAACCUGACCCCAAACGCUACACAUGGAUGCCAGAGGAUGAAGACUUCACCCGCAUGGAAUGGCCACAAUCGGUAAUAGAAGAUAACGCGGGUUGGCCGCAAAAUUACAACGUCGACCAAAUCGCGUCUGUUAGCCGUGGAGGCUCCCUACCUAGGCCCCCUUCGAUAAUUCCCUGCCCCGCCCACACUCCGAUACCUCCGCCACCCCCACCACCGCCUCUCACCAUACCACCGCACAGAACAAAACACGUAUCGUUCGCUCGCUCGCACACGUUGACCACUUUCGACGACUCGGUCAUGCCGGCCGCAGUGAGUGGACCUCGCUUUAGGAGAGACUGUGAAAGACUUAUCGACGGACGUGUGCCAGAAAGCAAACCGUACGCAACGUUACCAGUGAUUUUCCAGCCUUUUCCGCCCUACCCUCCAUACUUAGCGCAAGCGCCGGCGCCGAUCCACUACCCGCCGCCCAUAACGCCAUUACCUGCUCACACAGCGCCACCUGUGCAGCGGCAGACGCAGAUCGACGCACCAAAAGUUGUUGUAUUAGAUACUAUUAAGAAAGGAGUAAUGCGAACUCAAGCUACCCAGACUGAAGUAUGUUUAGGAAGGAAACCACAUCCGCCUAACUAUUUAUCAUUGAGUCCGAGAACAAUAAAAAGGGUAAAAAUGGUAGCAGCAGGAGUUCAAACUAAUGGCUACACAGUGGGUGUACGCAGAUUAACAAAAUCCUUUUCUGAAGUGUGUGGAGAUCGAUUAGCUGGCCGUGAAAACCAAAAUGAUGUUACUGUUGCAAUAGAAAGUAUUAUUGGUACGGAGCAUGAGAAACUUCAUAGAACCCAAUCAGAAGAACCCCCUAGGUCUCCACGAUCACCCACAUCAGUAAUGCCGACAUCACCAUUCAUGCAACGAGGAGACUCUGACGAUGUAACGUCAUCUUCCGUCAAGUCGAUAGCAUCUUCACAAGUAGAUAAAUCAUCUGAACUUAGCGCAUUACAAAAACAAGCUCAAGAGUACUUCCAACAGAAUUUUCAAUUCAUUCACGAAAGCGAUAGAGAUGAUACCAUUGACGAUGACAUAGAAACACUUGAAAAAAGCAUGGCAUUAAAUCGUAGAAACUUAGAAUAUUUACAACAAGAAAUAGCUAAACAGGCCAAAAAUGAACGGUCGCUUAGAUCGAUUUUGUCCAAAAGUACUAGUGAUGCGUCGCAAAAGACAAUAAACUCUUCACAUGGUCUAUCAAAAACUUCUACUUUUCAAUCUGAACCUUCGACUGAAACUUCUGCCACUACGACUGAUGAUAGUGAAAAGAAUGAAAAGGAAAUAAUAAUUGACUUUGAACCUAGGCCCGAUGAUGAAGCAAUACCGUUUACGACAUUACGUAGGAAAAAUAAAAGAAUAUUGCAAAAAACUUUAUCCGAGGGAGAAAUAUUAUUGGAUGCAAGGAAAAACGAAAUAAGCGGUUCCACGGAAGGAGUGAAAGACGCACCCAUAAUAAUGUCUACGAGUCAAGAAAAUAUGACACAGGAAGAUCGCGAACGGGAAACAGUAUAUAGACAGUACAUUGCACAAAAUUAUACUCAAACUCCUAUCAAAGACGAAGGUAUUUUUGGAUUCGAACCUGACGGUUCCUUCAGUUCUUCCGACGGAAAUGCACCAUACGAAGACUUUCAUGAAAAGUACAUUAGUUACAAGCAUGAACCAUUUAGAAUUCGCAGCGUAAGCUUCGAGGAGAAAACUGAACGGGUCGAUAAGGAAGAAAUUCCUUUAGAAAGCACGGCUAAAUCAAGCCCCGCAUCGCCAGAUCCUGUUAGUUGUGAUGUAGAUGCCAAACAAAAACCAAAGCGAGCAGUCAUUUCCAACAAUGUCACAACAAUACUUGCACCUCUUGAGAAAUCAUCACCCUGCGCCUCGAAUGAAUCGUUAACGGUAGACCACAGCAGAGAUCAUUCUGAUGGACUGUGGAAUGAGUCUCAAACAACCGUUUUACAAGUGGAUUCCGGUACUGACAACGGAACUGUAAUCAGUUCUUCUGAUCUAAGUUCCCUCGCUACGUCACCAGGUGCACUAGCACUACUAACUCCUACCUCAAGAAGGAAACAGCUUUUACUAUUACAACAUCAGCAACGGUCAUCACUAGAUACGGACGCCUUAGAUGAAGAAUUUGAUGCUUCGCAAAGUCAGUCACCUACUUCUCCGCGAAAUAAAUUAGACACGUCCAGUUCCAGUUCCAUGCAACAAACAAGAGCAUCACUAUCUCCACCAGCAGUAGUUCCUAAUAUUUCUUUGCCAAUAACUAAACAACCAACAAUAUCCAAAAUAUUAUCACCAACAGCACCUCUAAAAGCAAACCACACACCAGCUAUAGCUAUAACACAUCCCAGCUUAGAUUUAUCCGAUGUACCAUUUAAAAGAACUCCUAGUUUUAUAAAUAAGAAAAGGGAAAGAGCAUUAAGUCCAUCGAGAAGACAGGACUUAAAAAGGAAAGCACAGCAAAAGGAACCUAAUGGUACGAUUCCUAAUCAAAUAGUAGAAUCUCCUUCUGAACCAUCUUUAGCGAAAGCAGUUAGUAGUGAGACAAGCUUGAACAGGACGGAUUCAGGAAAACUCAAUACUACUGAUGUAUCAGAAAGCACUACUACGACCGAGGACUAUGUAACUGCGAAUUCUGAUAGUUCCAAAAAAAGUAAUAGCAAAAAUCAAAACCACAAUUCGGAAAGUAAUAACAAAGCACAAGAAGGAUCAUCUUUUGAAAGCGCAUCGAGCCUUUAUUCAUCCACAAAAACUGAUAAUGUAGCUGAAGACUUAAUUGUACCGAGUUUUUCACCACCAUUAGAAAUUACUGACGAUUUUAUUGUACCUAACCUUACGUCCCCUCCAUUACCUUUAUCAGAUAGAGUAUUAAAACCUUCUGUUGAAAGGUUUGAAGUUAAAGCUGAUAUUACACCAAUCGUAGAAAAUAAUAAAAGAUCUAAGACUGAAGUUAUCAAACGAAAAGACGAAGUUCCAGUUAAAAUUAAUACAACAACACGUGAUUUAAGAAGUGGUAAAAGCAGCUCAAGUGGAAGCUAUAGUAUAGGAGGAUCAAAUCCCAAUGUGACAGAAAGUACUACUGAUAAAGUUUGUACUCAGAAAUUUAAAGAGAUACUGGAAAACUCAGAAAAACCAGAAACAAGUGAAGAAAAACAGACAAUUGAACAAAAAGAACAAUUAGUUCCUAAGAUGAUGGGCUCUUUGUCGGAUGAUGAAAGAAGUGUUCACUAUUCAUCAUCUGGAUAUUAUGAAAGUCCUUUAGAAGACGAAGAUGACGGUGGUUUAAGUACUAUUUCAUUUUCAGCAUAUAAGCAUUCACAGAAAUAUAGGUCAACAAGUAGACCAAAGUCUUGGGUAUCGGAAGAUAAACGACGAAAAAAGAAAGCUUUUACCUUAGAAUUUUCAAAAUCUUAUGAUGAUUCGAUUUCCACAUCGCAAGAUGACUGGGGUAAAAAGGAUAAAGAACCUGAUUCACUAAAUCAUCGCUCUGACCGUAGUGUAUUUAAGAAUUCAAAUGCGAAAUCACCAUCAGAAGAAAAACCUCCUGAACCAAGAAAAAAGAAAACACAUUUCGUCGAAAAAACCAAAAGUGUUCAAUCUUCUCCCAGAGAAACUAUGGAUAUAGAAAAGGCUAUUAAAGAAAAAUCGUUAAAAGAAAAAGAAAAUGAUAACAAAAGACCAGUAGAGAGGGAAAGGUAUGUGAAAAGAACGAAAUUAAAAGCAAAAAGCCCUACGCAGACUAAAACAAUAGAUGGCACCUAUAGACCAGUACAUUACGAUAGAAGAGAAGCUUUAGGGUCUAACGUGAAAUUACAUCUGAAUAUUCCUACCUCUGAUGACUCUAGCGAACAAUACCGAAAAGAAGGCAUUGGAAAUGGCAAUAUAUCUCCGAGGAAACAUAGACGAUUAAGAGAUAGUCCAAGGAGAAAAACGGCUAAUAAUAAUUCUAACUCUGCUAAAUCACCAAUAUCUAACAACCAUUCCGGAUACAGUUCUAGACCUAGACGAAAAAGUGGGUCGAAUGAAAGCAUAUCACUGCCUGGUAGCUUACCGCGGAGAAAACAGUCAAUACCAACGAUCCCCUGUCUAAGUUCCCUUGAAGCAGAAGAUAUUGAAACUGCCAGAACCCUAAAUAAUGCUGGGGCGAGAUUGACACCAUUACGCUAUGUAAAAAGUCCAACAACGUCACCCAAAAAUCAAAAGCAAGAUAAAGCAGACGGAAAGUUUGCAAAGGCGGCCUCAGCAGAAUCGCUACGUUCAGUUUCACCAGGGUCAGAUUCCGUAUUCUAUUCAGAACACACGGAGCACGAUUUGGCUGUCGGGGAUUGCGAAGCCAAGGCGCAUUGCUUGCAUUGCGGCAAAGAAGUACACAUCGUUACAGCGUCGCAUGACCACGACAGCAGAGCUUCCCGAACUUCCCACACUGAUGAAUCCUAUGAAGAUGCGACAGCGGAAAUUGUUCCUGCGCCAGCGGGGUUCGCAGAUUCUCCGUCUUGUGGGAUGGCUAAGAAACAUACAAGCGGCGCUCGUUUGUACAAAAAGCUUGAUAAACGAUUUCGCUCUGAAGAUAAGACUAGACAUUAUCGUCAACGACAGGAUGUUCGUGCAAAGUCUGAGGAAAGAGGCAAAGAAGAAUAUUGUGGUAUGGAAAAGCCUCAAGACACUCGAAUAGCAAGAUCUGCUGGAAAUAGUCUUGAUAAACUCGCCGAUCCGAAUACAGGCGUAGAUCCAGAUGAACAUGACGAAUGUUCGGCCAGUUCAGAAGGAGAUGAAGAAAAGGGCGUCUAUGCGACUCCAUGGUGGUGUGGAAACUGGAUAUUAUUGUCUGAGAAUGAUGACAGCUGGACGAGAAUACCACCAGAUGCGUUGGAUUCAACUGACUCGGAAAAAGAAGAUCCAACAGAAUCAGAAACGGAGUUCAACAAACGAUACGCAGCGUUGACCCAUCGGCUUGUUCAUCGACGGGCUUGCGUAGAGCUCAACAAGCGACAAGCGUCUAGCACUUUUGAAAGCGAUAAAACAGUAGUGGUUAGACGUGGCAAUGAAGAAUUUGGGUUUAGAAUACAUGGAAGCAAACCAGUCGUGGUGUCAGCGAUCGAACCCGAUACACCAGCUGAGUCUUCAGGACUUGAAGUUGGAGAUAUCAUUAUAGCUGUUAAUGGAAUUAACGUUGUAGAUAAAACACAUUCGGAAGUUGUGAAGAUAGCGCAUUCUGGAUCGGAGGUGUUAGAAUUAGAUGUUGCAAGAACGUGCGAAGCUGUAGCUUCACUAGCACAUGAAGGUGGCCCAGCGGCUUUAUAUUCUGGAUACCUGUGGCGAGCUGCCCCUAUCAAACCCCAUCACCCUUUACGUUGGACGAGAAGAUGGUUCGUGCUGAAGAGAGACAACUGUCUCUAUUAUUAUAAAACGGAUUCGAGUAUACAUCCAGUGGGUGCACUUAUGCUAAUAAAUUACCAACUAACAGAGGAAGAAUCUGGUAGACCCCAUGGCUUCCGACUGCAGCGCGGUGGUGGAACGCGGCUGCAACUUGCCGCGGACAACGCUGAAGCCGCCGCAAGAUGGCGUGCUGUGUUAGCACAUGCGAUUGAUGCUAGCAAUCAGAGAGACGGCUGGUUAGAAGUGACUAUAAGGAAUAUGAAAUUACCACCAUCCUCGAUACACCGGCCAGACUGUUUCGGAUACCUAAUGAAAUUGGGAUCGAAAUGGAAGUCCUGGGCGAAACGAUAUUGCGUGCUGAAAGAUGCUUGUCUAUAUUUUUAUAAUGAUGGAAACAGCAAAAAUGCUUUCGGAAUGGCAUGUCUUCACGGAUAUAGAAUCCAGGCUUGUUCUUCAAGCGGCAAGAAAUAUGCCUUCGAGGUGAUGCCUACCGAACCGAAACAAAGACAUUUCUACUUUCAUACUGAAUCUGAGAUGGAUAGGAAACGGUGGAUGGCAGCUUUGGAAUACUCAAUAGAUCGAUGGAUGAAGGCCGGUUGACCAGAACAUUUUAAAUCAGAUUCUUUCGAAUUUGUAUAACAAAUGCCAAUGAUAAAUUAUACUCCUUUUUAUUUA